Messenger RNA from Chaetomium fimeti, 2180 nucleotides. RefSeq lists its product as uncharacterized. The transcript has 2 exons. NCBI's taxonomy places the organism in Eukaryota, Fungi, Ascomycota, Sordariomycetes, Sordariales, Chaetomiaceae. The record is from RefSeq and is a predicted model, not a curated record. Bases 123 to 1874 code for a protein of 583 amino acids.
CUAGCGCAUCAGCGUUCUGCGACCCGGGGAAUCUGACCUCGGAGCUGGACCGCGGGGUCGUUGGACCUCAAUCCAUCGUCGUCGAACAGCGAGCAGCCAACAGCCAGCCGGCGCGAUUAAAGAUGUCAGGGUUCGAAGUCGCCGGGGUCGUUCUCGGCGUUCUCCCAUUAGCAAUUGGGGCGGCCAAGGGGUACAUGGGCAUCCUCUCGUCAAUGAGAGAUGCCAAGCGAAACCUCAAAGCUCUGGUUCACGACCUCGAAACUGAGCAAAUCCGGCUCGAGACGACGUGCGAGGUCCUCCUCGACGGCAUCGUUCCCCCUUCCGCAGUAGACCGCAUGAUCCGUACCCCGCUUGGUUCCGAAUGGAAGCUGUACAACGACCAGCUCAAGUUGCGUUUGUGGACGACGUCCAAGAAAUUCGAGGAGCAAGUCACCGAGAUGCAGAAGGCUGUUGAGGAAUUGCGGGCUAAGCUCUGCAUGGAGCGGGAUGGCAGCACGAAAAUAACCGACCGCGUUACCAUCAUCCGAGAGCUGAAACAGAACGCAGCGUUUUCGUUAAAGAAGAAGGAUUACGAGGACAUUCUAAAUAGGAUCAAGACCGCCAACUCCAUCCUCCACGACCUCACAGGUCAGAACUGUGGGCUCGGGCCAAGCCGAAAAUACCGAAGCCAAGCUCGGCUCAUCGGGUUGAUCAGGGGCCUGGCCAGAGGAAUCUUUAAUGGCCUCUGUAGCGCAACUUCGACCUGCUGCUGUGCUAAGCCUCACGACGUCGGGCUCGAACUUGAGCCCCGGGAUGCCGUCAUCGUACCAACAGACACCGACGACGAGGUAGGGAAGAAAUUCGACUUCCAUGUGGCCUUCGGCUCGAAGAGAGCGCCGGAAAAUGCGGGAACCGCAUUGGUGACCGCCUGGGAGAGGAUCUACGCUAGGCUCGCCGAUGACAUUGCGCUCGCACCGACUUGCAAAACGGCCACCGUACCCAUCGCCGCGCCGCAAAAGACUACCCAUGGCACGGGGUGGGCGAAAUCUUUAAGUUUGAGAUCAGCCAAAAACUCACUGUCCUUCUCGGCGGACACACAGACCCUGGUAGAGGUGUCACCAAGCCUGGCUGUGGCGCCCGUGACACCCGCGAACACUUCUUCCCCAUAUGCCCAUCUCAAAAUCUCCGAGCUAUGUCAAGUCAUCGUCCGGAGCCCGAAGGCGCCCGCGGUGGACGGAUACGGCGUCAUCACAAACGUUGAGCGCAACUUUCAGCUGCGACCGCCCGAAAAUGCCUCGAGCGACAGUCACACCGCUAUCACACUUCGGGAGGUGCUGUCCGCCGGAAAAGACACGACCUUACCACCGUUUGAAUACCCUGAUAAGCUCAGAAUCGCUUUGGCUCUGGUCGUCAGUGUUCUCCAUCUUUAUAAAACGCCCUGGCUCCCGACUAUCGUAACAUUGGACGACGUCCUGUUCCUCAGGGAAGGAAACGCUCCGCAACUGUCCUGUAUAGGGUACCGACCAUUCGUAGCUAGGAACCUCAAAGAUGGCCCGGAAGCUGCCCAAGCACCUAGAGGCCCGAGACCAAUGAACAUCACGGUGUUAUCCCUCGGCGCUUUAUUGAUCCAGCUGAUCGUCGGCAAGGUGUAUGACUCCCUGGACAUGAAGGGGAAUAUGGACAUGGAGUCGAUAUUGUCCAAGUACGAAGCAGCAAGUCGGUUCAACGGCGAAGUUAUGACAAGCGGGGGGAUAAAUUACGCGUCAGCAGUCAAGUGGUGCCUCGGGACUGUGCUGGAAGUGGCAGGGCUGGAAGACGACACCUUCUGUCAGAAGUUUUACGGCGCAGUUGUUGCGAAGUUGGAAGACGAUGCGAAAUUGCUCACACCGGCUUGACUUUUUGUUUUUUGGCCGCGUACGAUACGAUUUAGUUGGGGAGGUUACAAAUGAUCGGUACGGAGUAGAUCGUCGAGUACAACCAAGAGGCCGCGCCUGGCCGCACCGCAGGUGAAGAACAUCCAAAAUGCGCCCGCGUUCUUCAAAUCUCGCACCUCGUAUGUUAACCGCCGAUUGCCUCUCGCAGGUUUUUAUUCUCCCUCCAAAGGCUUUCCAGCUCCGACUCAACACCUGCUCUCUGUCCUCCGGGCGAAUCAGACUGGACGAACGCCCGUAUCCUCAAACCCACCACCUGUCAAAACAGUU